CGCAUGAGCAUCUGUCAAAUCUGUUCAGGGUGGGAGAGUUGUUGUGAAUUAAAUGGUGUCUGGUCUUCUAUCUGCUUUACCUAUGAAUUUAAGAAGAAUAUGUCCAGCUUGAAACUUGUCGGAUAGAGCCUCAAUUGAAGUGGCAUCGUGUUGUAGCAUAGAGCAUGAGUGUGGGCCAUAGCUAGAUAGUCGUGCUUGCGGUCAUGUUGGAGACGAGAUCGAUGCGCGGCACACCGGAUCCACCUUCGUGGCAAGCCAAAAGCAACUACGGUGUCAGGCCGCCACCGCAUCAUAUGGCAACCCCUAACAUGAGACAUGGCAAAACGAACCAGGACGAUGUUUGUUAUGUUGUUGCGAAGUACGAUUAUGCGGCACAAGGAACCCAAGAGCUUGACCUACGAAAAAAUGAACGAUAUUUACUCCUCGACGACUCCAAGCACUGGUGGAGGGUGCAAAAUUCGCGAAAUCUCUCCGGAUACGUGCCGAGUAAUUACGUUAAGAAGGAGAAACCGUCACUGUUCGACAGCAUUAAGAAGAAGGUAAAGAAAGGUUCGGGGUCGAAGACGUUACCGUCGAACAAUUCCCCUUCGCGUGCGGUCGAGUCGCCCAACAUGACUAGGAGGUUGCCCGCAGAUCCUUCGGAGGCGAUCGGAGUCGCCGUCGUCAAAUAUAACUACCAAGCUCAGCAGCCGGACGAACUUUCGCUGGUUAAAGGCUCGCGAAUACUCAUACUCGAGAAGAGCAAUGACGGUUGGUGGCGAGGUCAGAGCGGCAACGCGGUCGGCUGGUUUCCGUCGAACUAUACUCAAGAGGAAGGCGACGGCGACGAUACCCUCCACACGUACGCGAUGGCCGAAAACGUAUUAGAUAUUGUAGUAGCUUUAUACUCAUUUUCGUCAACGAACGACCAAGAGCUCUCCUUCGAGAAGGGAGAUCGGUUAGAAAUUUUAGAUAGACCGCCUUCCGAUCCGGAAUGGUACAAGGCGCGUAACGCUCAAGGCCAAAUUGGACUCGUCCCCCGCAAUUAUCUCCAAGAGCUGUCCGAGUAUCUGACGCAGCCGUACCAGGAACGGAGGCAGGAACGUACCGAAUUAGUCGAGAGGCCGCCGCCGCAGCAGCAGCCGGACGGCAUCGCGUCCGAUCGGCCCCAUCUCAUCGGUAAACCGUGGUACUACGGCUGUAUCACCCGGAAUCAGUGCGACGGCGUCCUAAAUCAGCACGGCCACGACGGUGACUUUCUCAUUCGUGAUAGCGAAACAAAUGUCGGCGACUACUCGGUGUCACUGAAGGCGCCCGGUCGUAAUAAGCACUUCCGAGUGCACGUGGAGGGGGCGCUUUACUGCAUAGGCCAACGAAAAUUCCAUACCCUCGACCAACUGGUCGAUCACUACCAGAGAGCUCCUAUUUAUACGAAUAAGCAAGGCGAAAAGCUUUACUUAGUACGGCCGCUUCCGAAGCCGAGUUAAGUAGGCGCACUGUAUAAAAGAUUAGUUAUAUUUCUGCUCCUGUAUAUCGAAAUGAAAGAAAAAAAGUAAUUUAUGUGUUUCGUGUGCUCUUUUUCACUUUAAUUACGACAGUAAGUGUACUGAAUCUGGUCAGAUUUGUUUUUUUUUUUGUUUGUUUUUCUUAUAUUUUUCUAUUUUUAUUACAAGGUACACGUAGAUGGAUGUGAACGAUUUGUACUGAGGCAGUUUUUUGUAUAUAUAGGUUUUCGAAAGGAUCAUAGCAUCUACGAGUAUAACUUUUGAUGUAUUUAGUGAUAGUUUACGGCAUGCUCAUUUGAAUUUUGUACAAAUUUUCGUGAAUUACCUAUACGGCUUUAUACUUUUUUUACGAUAAAGCAUGAGAGGCUUUGCUUUUAAGUGCGCUUUAGUGUCAAUUUAAUACGCUAAAUCCAAUUUAGACAAAUAUAGCCAUAUCAGUUUGUCACGUUUAGUUUCUGGACGGAAGUGAUUUAGCCUAAAAAAAAAUGAGUGAUGAGGGUUGCCACUUGAGAUCACUGCGAAGUGAUUUUUUAAACGUAAAUUUAAGUAUUUGUGAUAAUGAGAUUAUUGUCACUGUACUUUUAUUGCCUACAGUGUCCGUGCGAACAGAUCCGUUUAUGUAAUCUCAGAUCUUACAUCACAGGUCAAUAAAAUUUUGAUAUUAGAUUAUCUAUAACAAUAGUUCGUAAUUUAGUGGAUCGCAUAUUAACUGUAAACAUUCAACAGGACGAUAAAUUUAAGUCGAAGCAGAAUUAUUUAUGUAGAUCAUAGUCAUAGACAUAUUAUUUUUCGCGCUUUGUGAACAAUCUGUCCUUAAAAGUACGAAAAUAUGUGUAUAUUAAUUAAUAAUACAGGAAGUUUGUGUGAAACUAUUUCAAUUUAUUACUCAACUAAUUAUAAAUAAAGUAAUGAACAAUC
Molecule: messenger RNA, 2402 nt
Organism: Photinus pyralis (common eastern firefly)
Lineage: Eukaryota; Metazoa; Arthropoda; Insecta; Coleoptera; Lampyridae
Gene: dock
Product: cytoplasmic protein NCK1
Exons: 7
Coding region: 204-1466 (420 amino acids)
Molecular function (GO): protein binding
Source: RefSeq, a predicted model, not a curated record